AGGUCCAAGGCAGCAUCUCAAAACACGACGACACCUGCCCUUUACUAGAGAACUGUGUUGUAAAUUCAGAGCCUGGACUGGUAUGUGUAGUGAUGAUUAUGAUAAUCAUGUGGUGGUGGACUUCACCUGGGGACAGCACGGUGAUUAUUGCCGUAAAAUCUCAGGGUCCUAGGUUCCAAAUUCAGUCCUGUUGUAGUCAAGGUACUUACCCUGAGCUGAUGCAGUAAACCUACCGAGGUGAAUGAAUGAAUGAAUGAAUGAAUCAUUGUGAGGUUGACUGUGGUCUCUUCGGACAAGCCCAGCCGCACGUUUCGGCGGGUACAGGAGUGAGGAGACGGUUGGGUUGCGCUGCGCGUUGGCGUCUCCCCGCUGUGACGUCACGGGGGGGCGCGGUGGUGAGGAGCUCGCGCUGGGACACAGCUGUCCUGCCAGUCUCUCCGCUGAGAUGCGGGUCCGUCUUUGUGGAGCCGUGUGCAGCUGUACAGUGCGCUAUUAAAGAGGAUUCGCACUCGGGGCUCGCGCUCACUUUCGCUUCUGCGCCUCCGCGCUCCCUGCUGCUGCACGCGCAGCGCCCGCCAGUCGCAGCCUACACGUGCGGGCAGGCAGGCAGGCAGGCAGGCAGAGGCGCCCCUCCGCAGUGGACAGCCACCCACCCACAGCGGCCCCGAUCGUUCCACAUCCCCUUGGACAGAGGUGUCCGAAAGGAGAGCCGUCAGCCCGGGGAUGGGCGAGACAGCAGCCGCAGAAGAAGAUGGAACUGUGACGAGAUCGGCCGAGUACGUGGGGUCCUUCCCCGUGGAUGACUGCUGCCUGGAUGACCAGAUCCAGCUGCUACACAGACAGCUGCAGUUUCUCAAGACUUGCCCCAGGCGGAGGUCGGUCUCCUUAAAAUUCUCCAUCAAAGGGGUGAAGAUGUAUGAUGAGGAUGAAAUGACCUUGCUGAUGGCCCACGCACUGCGCAGGAUCUCCCUCUCCACCACCUGCCCCUCAGAUGAGCAGUUUGCUUUCGUCUCCCACAACCCCGGGAGUCUUGACACCCAGCUCUACUGCCACCUCUUCAAGGCGAGACACGCUCGAGCAGCCCAGUUUCUGAAUGUGCUGUUGUGCCGCUGCUUCCAGCUGUUGUACCUGCAGAAGAAUCCAGAGGAAGCUGAAGGGCAAUCAGCGAGCCCCCUGCCAACCCCCGCUCCAUCCCUGCUCAACCAGGGUUUCCCCCUUAGUGUCAGUGCCCUGGUGUCUUUCCGGAGGGCCCCCAUGCUGGGACUUCUGUCAGGGGAAAAGCCCCCCUCCCAGCACAGUGAUGAGCAACCAAGCAGCCCAGAGGAGGGCCCCACCUCUUCUCCCAUCCUGGUGCGCAAGAAAGCUAUCAGAAACAAAGUGCUGCGCUCCGGGGCAUAUCGUUCUUUUACUUACACCUCCCACAAGCAGCGAAGCAUGGAAAAUCAGCUCAACUUAUCACAAGGAAAGAGGAGGGAAAGCCAGGCUGUUCCAAGGGGCCGAUCCCCCAGCCUGGCUGAGACAGAAGAAGCCCUUGCAGAAGCUGUGUGGUGCUGUGCUGGCAUCUCUAGUGCGAGCAGCUCUUCUCUGCUGGAGGACGACGUCCUAGGCUCGUUCCUCCUCUCCUCUCAGGCCACGGCACCUGGGUGUGGGUCCUUGACUGUACGCUGCCCCUCCGGCCUGGUCACAUACAAAAUCAACAAAACUAGUAAAGGAAAAUACCUACUUCAGAAUUGUCACAAAGAGUUUGACACCAUUGCUGCCUUGGUCGAGCACUACCAUGAGUUCAUGGGGGAGCUGGAGUGCCCACUGAGCUACGCUCGCGUUAACCAUUGCUACGAGUGGGAUGAGAACAUUGGAAAAGCCCUGACUUUCAGCACAAGUAAGGUCCCAGUUAAUGUGUAGCAAGAUUGCACGGAAAUGACAAGGUGUGGUGCUUGUCUUUAAUCACUAUUGAUUUGAUUUACAUGACCAGGAGAUGAGUGAGUUCUCAGUGUGAGAUUGCAGUCCAUUGGUCACGAAAAUGCUGUCUUGAUGUACAUUUUCAGACAGACGAAGAAACAGUUUGCCUGGUUGAUAGAUUACAGGGUUCUGAGAAUUCAGUCCAUACAGAGCUUUAUACACUAGUAUUAAACAUAAGCAAAUGUGAUCCCUUUCCACUUCAGUUGAAAAGUCAGCCUCAAUGCUGCUUCUACCUCUGGGAGAACAGUUUGGAGUGGAGUUCUGCUCACAGAAGUGUUUGUGUUUUCAGCAGUCUGACUGCAGGCUGUGUACCAAUGUGUUAACCCUCUUACUGGGUGGAACUUGGGGAUACUCACUCCUUUUAUUUGCAUUUUUCUUGUAGUUUGUAAAACAGCUGCUCCUUACUCACAAAGAUGGUGUAACUUCUUUUGCAGCAGUGUGGUUUUAAUACAAACUAAAGUCUAUGCGGUGCUCCAGAAUUUGUCUGCCAGUGCCUGUACCCUCCCUGCAUCAGCUGUGAUUCAUGUCCAUGUCACCUGCAACUGCAUGAUGAGUGGCUGCAUUCGAACUGAUGGUCUGUUCAAAAGCCUGCAGUUCAUUUUAAACAUACUGUGCUGAUACACUGCUACUCAAGUUAAUUAUUUUGUGUAUAUUUUUAAUUUUAAUGCAUUGUGAAAGAAAAUGUUUCUUGCUAUAUUAAGGAAGACUGACGUGUUUAUGAUUGUAUCCUUUGUAUCACAAACUACUAAAAACCUCUUCAGGCAACAAUAAAAACCAACUGUCAG
Molecule: messenger RNA, 2744 nt
Organism: Scleropages formosus (Asian bonytongue)
Lineage: Eukaryota; Metazoa; Chordata; Actinopteri; Osteoglossiformes; Osteoglossidae
Gene: sh2d5
Product: SH2 domain containing 5
Exons: 10
Coding region: 724-1902 (392 amino acids)
Cellular component (GO): postsynaptic density
Source: RefSeq, a predicted model, not a curated record